AGGCCGGGGCCGGCUUUCUCGGGCAAAGGGAAGAGGAGGGGAGGUGAGGACUGCAGUCCUUUCCUGCGAGGAGGUGGCGUGAGGCGCUUUCCUUCGCCCCAAGGUGCUUAGGGGUUUCACAGCAGCAGGAGCUGCGUUUGUAGGAGCUGAAGGCUUUUCUGUCCCGCCGAGGCCGGGGUGCGUGGAGCGAUCACGGCUGUAAUGUCUUCCUUCCUUCCUUCCUUCCUUCCUUCCUUCCUUCCUUCCUUCCUUCCUUCCCUCCCUCCGGCAGGUAUAAUUAACACAAUCGCCAAGUUAGCCAAGACCUGCAUCCUGCGCCUUACUGUCUGCAAGCUGUAUUUCAUCCUCUCGGAUAAAGUGGCAAAUGGAGGCGCCAGUAUGUGGUGUGAGCUGAGCCAGGGGAACUUCUUCGAUGAAUUUCAGAUGGAAGGAGUAGCUGCAGAGCACAAUGAAAUCUAUUUAGAGCUGGUGCCUGAGAACCUCUCGAGAGCAUUAAAAACUGCCCAGAAUGCUAAGGCAGUGAAGAUCAAGUUGACUAAUAAACACUGUCCCUGUCUCAGUGUUGCUGUGGAGCUACCAUCCUUAUCAAGCAGCAGUAGGAUUGUGACACAUGACAUUCCUGUGGGAGUUAUUCCCAGAAGAAUGUGGAAUGACUUCAGAGAGCCCAGCGUGCCGGACUUUGAUGUCAGCAUUUACCUACCAGCGCUGAAAACAAUGAAGAGUGUUGUGGAAAGAAUGAAGAAUCUCAGCAAUUUAAUUGUGAUUGAAGCAAAUUUGAGUGGUGAAAUGAACUUGAAAAUAGAAACUGACUUAGUAUCUGUAACAACACAUUUUAAAGACCUGGGAAAUCCUCCCUGGGCAUCAGAGGAUGGAUAUCAAAGUUCUGCUCAAGACAGAGAUCUGGAAAGUAUGGCUGAAGCAUGCAUAGACAUCAAGAAGCUGCAGCAGCUGCUUGCUGGACAGCAGGUCAAUCCUACAAAAGCAUUGUGCAAUAUUGUACGUAAAAGAAUUGUCCACUUCAUCUUGCUCCAUGAGGAGGUUUCACUUCAGUAUUUUAUACCAGCAGUUGCCUGAAUGUUUUGGAACUUUGGUCAUUUUCCAACCUGAAGCCUCUUUCAUGAAGUCUGAAAUCUUUCCUAAGUUGCUGGGGUAUUUUGAUGUGAGACACUGUUAGUUGCAGCCAUCAGAUGGAUAUUGUUUCAGUAUUUAUGAAAGUAUUCAAAAUACCUCCUCAUCCAGACAGCCAUUUUUGUGAAGAGUUAUUUGCUGCGAAAGACACAAUGCUGAGGAGCAUUGGUAUAUCUUUCUCUUAGGAGGGGCAAAACUGAAAUCUACCUUAUCCACAGCUCAAAGCAUUCCAAAACCACGCUCAAUUAAAUACUUCAGUCUCCUCAAAAGACUAAAGGUAGAAUUCACCUCUGGAGCUUCUGCUGUGUGUAUUCAGUAUCGAGCUAUGCAAUCCAAGUUAAGGGAUCUUUGAGCAAGCUAUCACACCUCCAUGAAACUGGAGAGCCUUCUGGAGGGUUGCCAGAUUGGUGUUUGCCUGGACAAGUAUGUGCAGCCCUCCUGAAGUGGUAUGGAACUGAAUUCUAUUCCCUUAGAAAUCUUUUGAUUAGACUUGUUCCAACAUACCUCAGUAGUUCUGUUCGUGCUUACUCUUUGUUUACCUCUUGGCUUGAAAGGUCAAGCAAAACAGUCUGGAUUACUUUGUUAAUGUGGGCAGUGAAAAUCCCUAUGUACAGAAGGAAUAUCAUAUGAGGACAUGCACGAGCGCAGCAAUUGGUGUGAAAUAAAGAACAAGUUAUCUGUG
Cinclus cinclus is the source of this 1810-nucleotide messenger RNA. It is a transcript of the gene HUS1, whose product is annotated as HUS1 checkpoint clamp component. The record is from RefSeq and is a predicted model, not a curated record. Gene Ontology annotation, biological process: telomere maintenance; meiotic DNA integrity checkpoint signaling; double-strand break repair via homologous recombination. The coding region runs from base 202 to 1074 and encodes 290 amino acids. The transcript has 7 exons. NCBI's taxonomy places the organism in Eukaryota, Metazoa, Chordata, Aves, Passeriformes, Cinclidae. Gene Ontology annotation, cellular component: checkpoint clamp complex; nucleolus; site of double-strand break.